This is a messenger RNA of Saccostrea cuccullata (small rock oyster), 1851 nucleotides long. RefSeq names its product toll-like receptor 2. Lineage: Eukaryota; Metazoa; Mollusca; Bivalvia; Ostreida; Ostreidae. The transcript has 4 exons. Gene Ontology annotation, cellular component: plasma membrane. Gene Ontology annotation, molecular function: transmembrane signaling receptor activity. The record is from RefSeq and is a predicted model, not a curated record. The coding region runs from base 667 to 1851 and encodes 394 amino acids. Gene Ontology annotation, biological process: immune response; toll-like receptor signaling pathway; inflammatory response.
UUGUGUCAGCUGGUACUAUUAAUUACAGCUUUUAAUUAUUACAGGAAGUUCAUUAGGCCCUAGUUAAAAUUAAAAAUCCAUUGCAAGAUAAGAAGGAAAAAAUGAGAGCCUUUCCAUUGGUUCUGUUUUAAGCAAUUUUUUUAAAAAAUAAAUGUAACAUUUAUUUUUUCUGACAGGUUUUAAAAAUCAUAUUCACUUCAGCUAGAGGAAUCAUGAAAGAUAGAGGACAAAGAACAUUCCAUUUUCUUCUCUGUGAUUAGUAGCCUGUUUUUUCAUACCCAUGUCCAACAGUGCCAUAUAUGGAUGCAUGUGGAAACUUUGGGUUUCUAUGGAAUUGUAGUGGCCUCAAUACAGACAGACUACCAGAAAACAUACCACAAGAGUUAAUAAACCACAACGUGACUUUGGAUUUUUCAUUUAAUAAAUUUUCUACUUUAACAGAACAACUCUUUGAAAAUCUGACUGCAGUAUCAGUUGUGACAUCCAUUAUCCUGAGUCAUAACAAAAUUGCAAAAAUCGAAAACAAGGCCUUCCGAAAACUUUCUGGUUUAUGUAGUUUAGAUCUUUCAAGUUGUGAGCUUGAUAAAAACGGAAUAGAGACUGAAGCUUUCUCUUAUAUACACAAUCUGAAGUACCUUCGAAUUGAUCAGAAUAAUUUUCAGUCAGAUGGUUACCCGGACAUUGCCCUUUCUGCGAUUCAAAGAGGUUAGAAUUCGCUUUGGUGGGAAAUGUGACAUUACUCCGGCCUUGCGCUCUCUAAAAUGUUUCCAGCAUCGCAAUAUUGGAAGAAUUUAUAUGGAUCAAAACAGUAAAGAUGUUCAAACAGGUGUCAUAGUAUUAGAUGAUUCUUUGUCAGAAUAUCUCAUCAAUGUAUGUGUUCGUGCCUUAUUUUUACAACAGAAUCGCAUUAACUCUAUAAAAAUUAAUAUCUAUAAUACAACGUUAUGGAAUUGUCUACAGUAUGUAGAUUUUAGCCGCAAUAAUUUGCAUAAUGUGGAUUUAUCAAGCAGUCUUUCUUUUUUAUUUGCACCAAACAUGAAGAAUAUGAAUUUGUGCUGCAAUAAUCCAAAAACAAGGGAAAUCCAGUUAAAUAUCUAUGAAUAUGAUAGAUCAACAUUCUCUAUAAAUAUAACACUGCCUAAAUCUCUGGAAAUUCUUGAUGUUUCGAAAAAUUAUGUACAUAAUGUAAAAAGAUGGACACCUAGUUUCCAACUCAUUGGGGAAGGAUUACAAGAAUUGUACAUCCAAGAAACAAAUUUACCACUUUCUUACGUCGACCAAGCUGAUUUGCCAUCAUUAAAAACUCUUAACAUAUCUGUAGCUGCUUUACGAAGAUACCGUAUACAUGUGGAAUAUGUUAUACUGCGACUUAAAAACAGGUGGAAAGGUAUACAUUUUCAAAACAAAGAAAACAACUACAUUUAUGAUGUGUUUGUGUCAUAUAGUGAGAAAGACUAUACCUGGAUUGUUCGUUAUCUUUACCCAAAAUUAGAAAGCUUAAAUAUUAAGGCGUGGCUUAAGGACAGAGAUUCAAAUCCAGGAGACUGGGAGGCAGAAGAGAUAGUGAAAUGUAUAAAUGAAAGUCGAAAAGUGUUGUUCCUGAUCACUGAAUGUUUUCUGGAGAGUGGUUGGGCCUCAUACGCCGUCCAGAUGGCGGUUACUCACGCCUUCCAUAACCAGCGUCAGAGUUCCAUUGUUGUCAUCAUCAAAGACGAUAUACCGUUAGAGAGACUCCCGAACGAUAUUAAAAAUAUAUGGUGGUGCAUGGAGUACCUUAAAUGGACUGCAGAAAGUAGUGAAGACGAAGAUUUAUUACGUCUGCAAUUGUCUAAUUUGCUGAAGCCAACGUAA